Harpia harpyja (harpy eagle) is the source of this 2899-nucleotide messenger RNA. RefSeq names its product pyruvate carboxylase, mitochondrial-like. Gene Ontology annotation, cellular component: cytoplasm. The record is from RefSeq and is a predicted model, not a curated record. Gene Ontology annotation, molecular function: metal ion binding; ATP binding; pyruvate carboxylase activity. Lineage: Eukaryota; Metazoa; Chordata; Aves; Accipitriformes; Accipitridae. Gene Ontology annotation, biological process: gluconeogenesis; pyruvate metabolic process.
GCCAGCGGGGCCGGCCGGGACGCGGGGGGGAAGCGGCGGUCGCGGUCGCGGAGCGAUGUUGCAGCUGUGCGUCCCCCGCGGGGGCCGGGCCCUCCUGGGGGUGCGGCUGCUGCGGGGUCCCCCCGGGACCACCCGUCCCGUCAGCUACCAGCCCAUCCGCAAGGUCCUGGUGGCCAACCGGGGUGAGAUCGCCAUCCGGGUGUUCCGGGCAUGCACGGAGCUGGGGAUCCGGACGGUGGCCGUCUACUCGGAGCAGGACACGGGGCAGAUGCACCGGCAGAAAGCGGACGAGGCUUAUCUGGUGGGGCGGGGGCUGCCCCCCGUCCAGGCGUACCUCCACAUCCCCGACAUCAUCCGCGUCGCCCAGGAGAAUGGGGUGGACGCCAUCCACCCGGGAUACGGGUUCCUAUCGGAGCGAGCCGACUUCGCCCAGGCCUGCCUGGAUGCGGGGGUCCGGUUUGUGGGACCCCCCCCCGCCGUCGUCCGCAAGAUGGGGGAUAAAGUGGAGGCUCGCGGCAUCGCCAUCGCUGCCGGAGUACCGGUGGUGCCGGGGACGCCGGCGCCGGUGUCGGCACUGUCGGAGGCGCAGGACUUCGCCCACCGGGUCGGUUUCCCCGUCAUCUUCAAGGCGGCUUACGGCGGCGGCGGCCGCGGAAUGCGGGUGGUCCGCUCCCCCCAGGAGCUGGAGGAGAGCUUCUCCCGCGCCUCCUCGGAGGCUUUGGCCGCCUUUGGCAACGGGGCCCUUUUCGUGGAAAAAUUCAUCGAGCGCCCACGGCACAUCGAGGUCCAGAUCCUGGGGGACCAGCACGGGAACGUGGUCCACCUCUACGAGCGGGAUUGCUCCAUCCAACGCCGGCACCAGAAGGUGGUAGAAAUCGCCCCGGCCGCCCGCCUGCACCCCGAGCUCCGUGCCCGCCUGGCCAGCGACGCCGUCCGCCUCGCCCAGCAGGUGGGCUACGAGAACGCGGGGACGGUGGAGUUCCUGGUGGACCAGAGCGGGGGUUACUACUUCAUCGAAGUCAACUCCCGGCUGCAGGUGGAGCACACGGUCACCGAAGAGAUCACCGACGUGGACCUGGUCCACGCGCAGCUGCAGGUGGCGGCGGGUCGGUCGUUGCCGGAGCUGGGGCUGCGCCAGGAGAGCAUCCGGGUGAACGGCUGCGCCAUCCAGUGCCGCGUCACCACCGAGGACCCUGCCCGCGGCUUCCAGCCCGACACCGGACGCAUCGAGGUGUUCCGCAGCGGCGAGGGGAUGGGGAUCCGCCUGGACGGGGCCUCGGCUUUCCAGGGGGCCCUGAUCUCCCCCCACUACGACUCGCUGCUGGUGAAAGUGGUGGCCCACGGCCCCGACCAGCCGGCCGCCGCCGCCAAGAUGAGCCGGGCCCUGGCCGAGUUCCGAAUCCGCGGGGUGAAGACGAACAUCCCGUUCCUGCAGAACGUCCUGGCCCACCCCCAGUUUUUGGGGGGUGCCGCCGACACCCAGUUCAUCGACGAGAACCCCGAACUCUUCCACCUCCGCCCCGGCCAGAAUCGGGCCCAGAAGUUGCUUCACUAUCUGGGUCACGUGAUGGUGAACGGCCCCAGCACCCCGCUCCCCGUCAAGGCGAAGGCGGCGCUGGUGGAGCCCACCCCCCCCCCCGGACCUCCCCCGGCGGGGCUGCGGGCGGUGCUGGCGCGGAGGGGGCCGGGGGGCUUCGCCCGGGCGGUGAGGUCACACCGGGGGCUCCUCUUGACGGACACGACCUUCCGCGACGCCCACCAAUCCCUGCUCGCCACCCGCGUCCGCACCCGCGACCUCGCCCGCAUCGCCCCCUUCGUCGCCCACGCCCUCAGCCCCCUCUGCAGCAUGGAGACCUGGGGAGGCGCCACCUUCGACGUGGCCAUGCGGUUCCUGCACGAGUGUCCCUGGGAGCGGCUGCGGGAGCUGCGGCGCCUGGUCCCCAACUUCCAGAUGCUGCUGCGCGGCGCCAACGCCGUCGGCUACACCAACUACCCCGACAACGUCGUCUACCGCUUCUGCGAGGUGGCGGUGGCCAACGGGAUGGACAUCUUCCGAGUCUUCGACGCCCUCAACUACCUCCCCAACCUGUACUGGGGGUGGAGGCGGCCCGGCCGGGCGGGGGCGGUGGUGGAGGCCGCCCUCUCCUACACCGGGGACGUGGCCGACCCCUCUCGCACCAAAUACGGCCUCGACUACUACCUGGGCUUGGCCCGCGAGCUGGUGGCCGCCGGCACCCACAUCCUCUGCAUUAAGGACAUGGCGGGGCUGCUGACGCCGGCGGCCGCCCGGUUGCUGGUGGGGGCCCUACGGGAGCAGUUCCCCGAGGUGCCGCUGCACGUCCACACCCACGACACCGCCGGGGCCGCCGUCGCCUCCAUGCUGGCGGCCGCCAACGCCGGCGCCGACGUGGUGGACGUGGCCGUGGACGCCAUGUCCGGCAUGACCUCCCAACCCAGCAUGGGCGCCUUGGUGGCCUGCGCCCGCGGCACCCCCCUCGACACAGGCAUCGCGCUGGAGCGGGUGUUCGAGUACAGCGAGUACUGGGAGGGGGCGCGGGGGCUCUACGCCGCCUUCGACUGCACGGCCACCAUGAAGUCGGGCAACGCGGACGUCUACGAGAACGAGAUCCCGGGGGGACAAUACACCAACCUCCACUUCCAGGCCCACGCCAUGGGGCUGGGCCACAAGUUCAAGGAGGUCAAGAAAGCCUACGCCGAGGCCAACAAGCUCCUCGGGGACCUCAUUAAGGUGACGCCGUCAUCGAAGGUGGUGGGCGACCUGGCGCAGUUCAUGGUGCAGAACGGGCUGUCGCGGGAGGAGGUGGAGGCGCGGGCGGACGAGCUCUCCUUCCCCCUCUCCGUCGUGGAGUUCCUCCAGGGUUACAUCGGGACCCCCCCG